Molecule: messenger RNA, 312 nt
Organism: Neltuma alba
Lineage: Eukaryota; Viridiplantae; Streptophyta; Magnoliopsida; Fabales; Fabaceae
Exons: 1
Coding region: 1-312 (103 amino acids)
Source: RefSeq, a predicted model, not a curated record
AUGGCGGGAGAAGAAGAAUGGAGGAAGAAUGCGGAGACACACAAGAUGACUGCGGAGGAAGUGAAGGCGGCAGGAGUGGAAGCCUCCAAGAGACCCCCUGGCAGCGGCCGCCCUCCCGGAGGAGUCCUUCACCAGAGGAGAAACCUUCCCUUCAGUUUCACCACCAUCACUCUCACCGGUUUGGUCCUCUCCGCUGCCCUCGGUUAUUUCGUCUUAUACGUCCACAAGAAGCCCGACGCCACCGCCUCCGAUGUUGCUAAGGUUGCUGUCGGCGUUCCUGACGCCCACAACAAUACUCGACCCGGCAAAUAG